UGUUUUCUUACAUCACUAGAAGAAGACUUCUUCUUCCAUACGUGAAUUUUGGGCAAAUAGAUAAAAAAGGGAUUUAGGAUUUCGGGGCGUAUAAGACAAUCAACCACAACGAAAAUGCCGAAGUUCUACAAACUUGACAUUAACCGCACCGAGUGGGAAAUACCGGAGACGUACCAGAACCUCCAACCCGUUGGACAAGGCGCCUACGGCCAGGUAUGCAAGGCACUGGUCCGAGGCACCACCACAAAGGUGGCGAUUAAGAAGUUAGCCCGUCCUUUUCAGUCCGCCGUGCAUGCGAAGCGCACGUAUCGCGAGCUGUGCCUGCUGAAGCACAUGGAUCACGAGAAUGUCAUUGGUUUGCUGGAUGUAUUCCAUCCUGGCCAGCCAGCCGACUCCCUGGAGCAAUUCCAGCAGGUUUAUAUGGUGACUCAUCUGAUGGACGCCGAUCUGAAUAACAUAAUACGCACCCAAAAACUCUCCGAUGAGCAUGUCCAGUUCCUUGUGUACCAGAUCUUGAGAGGACUCAAGUACAUACACAGCGCUGGCGUCAUACAUCGUGACCUGAAGCCCUCCAAUCUAGCCGUCAACGAGGAUUGUGAGCUGCGCAUUUUGGAUUUUGGUCUGGCGCGGCCAACGGAGAGCGAGAUGACUGGGUAUGUGGCCACACGUUGGUAUCGCGCACCCGAAAUCAUGCUCAACUGGAUGCAUUACAAUCAGACGGUGGAUAUUUGGUCGGUGGGCUGCAUUAUGGCCGAACUCUUAACCGGACGCACACUUUUCCCGGGCACCGAUCACAUACAUCAACUGAACCUGAUCAUGGAGGUGCUGGGCACACCCAACGACGAGUUCAUGAACAAGAUCUCGUCGGAUAGCGCUCGCACCUAUAUCCGUUCGCUGCCGGUGAUGCCGCGUCGCAGCUUUCGUGAUGUCUUCCGUGGCGCUAAUCCGCUGGCCAUUGAUUUGCUUGAGAAGAUGCUGGAGCUGGAUGCAGAGAAGCGCAUUACCGCCGAACAGGCGCUGGCCCAUCCCUAUAUGGAGAAGUGGCACGAUCCCAGCGAUGAGGCCACUUCAACGCUCUACGAUCAAAGCUUCGAGGAGACCGAGCUGCCCGUGGAGAAAUGGAAGGAGUCCGUCUUUAAGGCGGUGCGCGAGUUCAAGCCGCCGCCGACUUUUGCCGAGCUCCUGUCACAGGCCAAGUAGCAGACGAGUUGGAUUUCAUUGACGGAGCCGCAAACGAAAAAAAAGUCAACAAAUGAUGCUACAAAUUUAGUUGUUAGUUGAAUGAAGUCCAAUCGUAAACGUAUUCGUUAAUUGUAAUUUGUUUCUAAAACGAAAGUCAGCCUUAAUUAAUGUCCAGUUCAACUUUUUGGUGUUGGUGUUUAACUAUAUGUAUGUAUAUAUAUAUAUGUAUGUGUAUAUAUAUAUACUUUUCGUAUUGUAUAAAUGUAAAUGUAUAUGUAUAUUUAUAUACAGUCUACAAAGUCAAGCGGUUGGCCCACCAAUCAAUGCGGCCGUUAGCUAUAGCCAUAGAAGGAGCUCUCGCUCUACAUAAAUAAAAGUGCUCUUGUUUGUAUUUACAAAA
Messenger RNA from Drosophila grimshawi, 1582 nucleotides. It is a transcript of the gene p38b, whose product is annotated as mitogen-activated protein kinase p38b. Gene Ontology annotation, biological process: protein phosphorylation; intracellular signal transduction. Gene Ontology annotation, cellular component: nucleus; cytoplasm. NCBI's taxonomy places the organism in Eukaryota, Metazoa, Arthropoda, Insecta, Diptera, Drosophilidae. The transcript has a single exon. The record is from RefSeq and is a predicted model, not a curated record. Bases 115 to 1200 code for a protein of 361 amino acids. Gene Ontology annotation, molecular function: ATP binding; MAP kinase activity.